Miscanthus lutarioriparius is the source of this 222-nucleotide messenger RNA. NCBI's taxonomy places the organism in Eukaryota, Viridiplantae, Streptophyta, Magnoliopsida, Poales, Poaceae. The record is from the annotation of a GenBank genome assembly.
AUGGUGACCUCUUUCAUUGAAAGCAAGAAAGCUUAUCCCAUCAAGAUGGAUAAUUACUUCCACGAAUACCGUGCUGAGUACCUAGCAAAUUGUGCAUCAGAAGAGAGUUAUGCAACUCCAGUCCAUCAGGCCGGCAAUGAUGACCUCACGUUGUUACAAUGGAUGCUGGCAGGAAUUGUGCCAUUAGACCUGACUCACUCACCCACCAGGGAGGUUGCUUAA